AUGCCAACGGUCUUGCUCCCGUCGUCGGCCGCUGCCUUCGCGCCGCGGUCGUCGCCGAAUGUGGUGCUGAGCACCAGGAUCGAGCCGUGGCUGACGGCCACCUUGAAGCGAGUCAACCGAGUCAAGCGACCUCUGAACAACGUGACGCAACACACCAGGUGCCUGACGGAGACCCUAUCCUCGCCCAACGCCAUCUGGACCCUAUGUUCCAUGACGUUCCCCAAGGCCCCCGACUCGGAACUCAGGAAGGACGACAACCCUCUGGUCGAGGCGAUUUUCAACUAUCAAAUGGUCCAUAUCGAAGCCUACGUGGUGCAUGUCGACAUGGUCUCGCAGAACGAAGUCGCCUUCAAGCUUACCCCGGAGACGAUCGAAUCGCUAGUCGACUUCCACAAGGACGUCUAUUCGGUCGACACGGCCGCCGCGCUAUGGGAAUGGUCCGAGAAAGAAAGCCAGCUGAAGAAGUUGCAGGAGGAAUUUGUUCAGGCCGCCAACAAAUUUGUUUAUCGCACCAGUGUGCAGGCGCUGGAAGGCCUCGAGGAGGAUGGUGCGGGCGAGCUGCUCGGCGGCCGAAGUGAGGACGCAAAGACUGCGAUUUCGAGCCUUUUCACGCCGCUGCUUCCUCCGCCGCCGCCUCGGGCAGGGGUCGUCGACGUCCUUCGCUCCACGCCGCUGCUGCCCAGCUCUACCGGGCCGGAGACGUGGUGGCAAGACCCCGUGCAGCCGUCGGUCUCGAUGGAUUCGUGGAAAGUACUGCCAUCCAGCCCAGCCACGGCCACUACAGGGGAUUCUAACCCGAACAUGUGGGCCAGUUUCAACAACCUUAAUGAAAUGCCGAUUGCCUCGCCGCCGACGCCUUACACCCAACCGUAUACCGCCUCGCCAUACACCACGCCGCAGUCGUACAGCAUCGCUGCGACAUCGGCUGCUCUUGCGGUGCUUCCGUUACCCAGCAUGCUGGUUCAGCCUUGCAGCACUGCGGCGAACAUGAUUGGCUUUGGAUGGGGGGACCGCUACCAAGACUUUGCGCUGCCGCUCCAAUACGGGACAACGAUGUAA
This is a messenger RNA of Aspergillus steynii IBT 23096, 1059 nucleotides long. RefSeq lists its product as uncharacterized. Bases 1 to 1059 code for a protein of 352 amino acids. NCBI's taxonomy places the organism in Eukaryota, Fungi, Ascomycota, Eurotiomycetes, Eurotiales, Aspergillaceae. The transcript has a single exon. The record is from RefSeq and is a predicted model, not a curated record.